Pyricularia grisea is the source of this 861-nucleotide messenger RNA. RefSeq lists its product as uncharacterized. The record is from RefSeq and is a predicted model, not a curated record. Gene Ontology annotation, molecular function: protein-N-terminal glutamine amidohydrolase activity; protein-N-terminal asparagine amidohydrolase activity. The coding region runs from base 1 to 861 and encodes 286 amino acids. Gene Ontology annotation, biological process: protein catabolic process. Lineage: Eukaryota; Fungi; Ascomycota; Sordariomycetes; Magnaporthales; Pyriculariaceae. The transcript has 2 exons.
AUGGCCUGGAGUGCCAGCGCUUUCGACAACCCCGCCUCUUUCCAUAACAAGCCGGACGAGCCCCACAUGGCCACGCUGGAGCACUGGGUUAAACGCAUGGAACCUUUUAUCCGUGCCGAUCGCGACGACGAAAUCAUCUUCGUUUUCGCGAACCGUUGUGGCAACGAAGGCGACGUUUUAUACACCGGAUCUUCAGCCGUCAUCGGGAUUUGCAACGGAGAGGUCAGGGUUUACGGCGUGCUCGGUCGAGGGACCAAGCAGCUGCUCGUUGUCGAUACCGAUAAGGAGCCCUCAAUUAGGCUUGUUAGGCGGUCCGGUAAAAGAGCUGCCGACGAUAGCUGCGAUAUUAUCGGCAAUAAUUUGUUCGGGCCUGUACGUAUUGUUAAGGAGCUCGCUAUCCUUUACAAUUCCCGGAAUAUAUAUCCGACAAACGAAAUCGAUACCCGCGAAUUAGCGUUAAUUUAUAUACCGGAAAACACAGUUGAAAUUUCUACGAAUACUUCCACGAACAUUCGCCCAAAAUCGCCCAAAAAGACCAGGCAUUUGGUUUAUAUACAAACCCAAAUGCCUAUUCCCAACCGAUCGUAUCACUUUGAUUUUGCAAUACAAAAACCAGCCACCGGAAACGCGCUUGUGCAAACCAUAACCACGCUUGUAACUGUCGAAAUCACAAUUGCGGCGACGGAUGGCCUCGCACUAGAUAAUACGGCUUCGAUAAGUGAAAAGCCGUUUGCCCUAGAGGCUGCAGCGCCAGAUGGCAAUGCGGGGAAACGUUCGGCGGAUGACAAGCCAUUUGCAUCGCUUAAUGCUAAUGUAAAAAAACUGUUUAACAGGGGGUUGGUUUUUGCGGAUUCCGUAUAG